Messenger RNA from Ictalurus furcatus (blue catfish), 2753 nucleotides. RefSeq names its product ankyrin repeat domain 1b (cardiac muscle) (gene ankrd1b). The record is from RefSeq and is a predicted model, not a curated record. Gene Ontology annotation, cellular component: nucleus. Gene Ontology annotation, biological process: regulation of transcription by RNA polymerase II. The transcript has 9 exons. Gene Ontology annotation, molecular function: RNA polymerase II-specific DNA-binding transcription factor binding. Bases 468 to 1448 code for a protein of 326 amino acids. NCBI's taxonomy places the organism in Eukaryota, Metazoa, Chordata, Actinopteri, Siluriformes, Ictaluridae.
UUUCCCCUGGAUGCUACACAUUGCAUAUGAUGUACAAGUUUGCAUAUGAAAAUGAAAUGGCUGAUCCAAGCAUUUCUUGUGUAUCUGUACUUUGCAACAGGAGCCCUUAUGCGCGUCACUGAUAUUCCGUGUGCUCUGGAAUAAAUGAAUAAACCUGUUGUAGAAAUGAUGGGCACAUUUGUCUUCUAAGCAAUUCCCUCAUUAAUAAACAUAACCACACAUAGCAGCACCUCUGCUGUGUGCCCUCCAGUGAGCUUAACUCAAGUGGGAUUAUGUGAAUCAUAUUAAAUAUGCAAAAAUUUGGAUUAUUAACAAAAGCAGCUGAAAAGGUAAAUCUGCAAUCCUGAAAUAUGCUCAGAAAAAAACAAACAAAACAACAAAAAAAACAAUGAAAAGUGUUACAAUGAAAAAGUAAAACAGUUUUACACUGAUAGUUGUUUACACUGUAUUAUGUGGCUUCUAUCUUAAUGUUAUGCAGUAGAACUAAUGUUUUGUCGAUUUUCAGGUGUGACAGGUCUGGGACACUGAUGGAACGCCACUCCUUGGCUUUAUUUUCUGGUAAAGACAAUGAGCUGGAUUUUGUUAAGGUUGCUGGCAAAAGUUUUGGCAUCAACGAAGGAGUUGACGCUUUAAAACGGGAAUGUCUAUCAGGUGAAUAUGAGAAAUCCAUCUGCCAAGAAAGAAAAGAUGAGUUGAGGAUCAACAGUAAGCUUGACAGUGACUAUGAAAUCUCAACGUCAAACAAAGUGAACCAACUAAACCAUGACUUCCAGAAGAUUUUGGAAGUGAGGCAGAGGAGGAAAAUGAGUCAGAUCUCUGAGCACAAACGACAGCCAGCACCUGAGAUAGUGUCUGAUAUUGUUGAUGAAGAUGACUUUCUGAAAGCAGUAGUGGACAACAAAUUACCAAUGGUUGAGAGUUAUCUCGCCAGGCGUGCGGACCCAAACACAUGUGAUAGUUUCAAGUGCACAGUUCUUCACAGAGCGUGCUCUCAGGGGAAUGUGGAGAUUGUGAGGAGACUGUUGGAAACUGGGGCUUUAAUUGAAAACAAGGAUAAGCUUGACGCGACAGCUGUUCACUGGGCCUGCCGUGGAGGAAGCCUGCCUGUUCUCGAGCUGCUCCUCAACCACAAAGGCAACAUCCAUGCCAAAGACAAGCUCCAGAGUACUCCUCUUCAUGUGGCAGUGAGGACAGGUCACUAUGAAUGUGCUGAACAUCUCAUUCACUGUGGUGCCGACAUCAACGCAAAAGACAGAGAGGGAGAUACGCCAAUGCAUGAUGCCGUACGGCUGAACAGAUUCAAAUUUAUCCAGCUGCUACUGUUGCAUGGGGCCAAUCUGAAACUGAAGAACUAUGAGGGUAAAUCACCCAUGGACAGCGUUUUGCAGUGGCAGAAUGGAGCUAAAACUAUCCUAGACAACUAUAAGCACAAUAAAAACGAACAGUAAACGGGAGACGCAGCAACAAGCUGUACAACAUUGUUGAGCAGAAACUGAUCUCCAUACAUGAACAGAAAGUGAUACUUUUAGGUGGGCUGGUGAUAUACAAGUUGGGAUGGUAAGCAAACUUGUUGAAGGAAAUAAGUGAAAAUAUGAAAUAUUUUAUAAGGGUAUUGGAAAGCAGUGAAAUAUAAUGACUUAUUAUUCGACUAAUAGUUGCAGGCAGACUGAAAAGAAAUGCUAUAGAAAUAUAUUGUUUGCAGUACAGUUUUUUUUUUUUGGCAGUAUGCCUGACUACAAGUUAAUGGCAUUUUUAAUUGCUGAGGAUUUCUCUAAAGCCUAACAAACCAAAAUUGGACUUAGAAUGUGUGCCUUUUUGAUAGUGCCAUAUAUACAUCCUGUCCACUUUAAUAGGAAUACCUGUACACUUGCUCAUUUAUGCAGCUAUCCAAAAGCCAAUAAUGUGGCAGCAGCACAAUGCAUAAAAUCAUGCAGAUACAGGUCAAGAGCUUCAGUGAAUGUUCACAUCAAACAUCAGAAUGAAGACAAAAUGUGAUCUUGAAGGUGAAAGUGCUAAAGCAUUCACUCAGUCACUGGACAGCUGAAGACUGGAUUGACAGGUGAUCCCCCCCUCCCUUUUCAGCUGUCCUGUUUGGGUGGGUCUGUACCCAUGAUAGCCUCAGAUUCUCGUUCUUUGCUGACAGGAGUGGAACCCAAUGUGGUCUUCUGCUGUUGUAGCUCACCCACCUCAAGAUUCGAUGUUUUGUGGAUGCUGAGAUUCUUUUCUGCUCACCACAGUUGUAAAGAGUGAUUAUACAGUAUGAGUUACCAUUUUUCUGUCACCACUUUAAUCAACAGGGCAUUUUGACAAACAGAACUGUUGCUCACUGAACUUUCUUUUUUUUUUUUUGCUGUUCGCUCCAUUCUGUGCAAACUCUAGAGACUGAUGCGUGAAAUUCCCAGGAGAUCAACAGUUUCUAAAAUACUCAAACCAGCCUAUCUGGCACCAACAAGCAUGUUAUGGUUAAAGUCACACCCAAACAGGACAGCUGAAAAGGGGGGGGGGAUCACCUGUCAAUCCAGUCUUCAGCUGUCCAGUGACUGAGUGAAUGCUUUAGCACUUUCACCUUCAAGAUCACAUUUUGUUCCUCAUUCUGAUGUUUGACAUGAACAUUUAUUGAAGCUCUUGACCUGUAUCUGCAUGAUUUUAUGCAUUGUGCCGCUGCCAUACAAUUGGCUAAUUGGAAACCUGCAUAAAUGACCAGGUGUUCCUAUUAAAGUGGACAGUGCAUGUAUUUUCAAUAAUGAUUUAAU